This is a messenger RNA of Brassica napus (rape), 690 nucleotides long. RefSeq lists its product as uncharacterized. Gene Ontology annotation, biological process: proteolysis. Gene Ontology annotation, molecular function: aspartic-type endopeptidase activity. The record is from RefSeq and is a predicted model, not a curated record. The transcript has a single exon. The coding region runs from base 1 to 690 and encodes 229 amino acids. Lineage: Eukaryota; Viridiplantae; Streptophyta; Magnoliopsida; Brassicales; Brassicaceae.
AUGGAUCCUAAUCACGAUCGAUCCGACUGCAUUGAAUCGAUCAGUCUUGACCUCUAUAGAUCGGGGAAGCCAAAGUCGUCGAAAAGCAUCCACGCCAUGGAAGAUCAAAGCGUCUCCUUCCGAAUACAAGUUGACGUCUCCAAUGACCAACGAUCCGAUACCUCGCGACAAGAAACUAACGAGCCUGGCAUCACGUCUUUCGAAGAGAUAACGUGCGAAGACGGGAUUAUAACUUUCCACGAACACGAAAUCGCGAGGAUCGAUAUGCCCCACGACGAUGCCCUAGUCAUCACGUUGGAACUUGCGAGCACCAUCUUCUCGAAGAUUCUCGUCGACACCGGAAGCGAUGUCAACGUCGUUUCACAAAAGACGCUACAAUUGAUUAAACAACCAACCCCAGCAAUCAAUCACGAAACAACUCCCCUCAAUAGUUUUGAAGGAAAGGCGAUCCGAUCACUCGGGAUCGUGCCACUAACCACCAAAACUCACUACAUCGAACUAGAGACCGGGUUCACCAUGGUCGAUAAUUUCAUGCCCUUCGACGCCAUCGUAGGAGGUCCCUGGCUACACCAGAUGAAGGCGGUCCCUUCGGUUUACCAUCAGUGCUUGAAGUUCUUAUCACCAACCGGCGAGAAAACCAUACGCGGGAGCCAGAAACAAUCCCGAGCAUGUUAUAUGACCGGAUUCUGA